UAUUCGUAGUUUUUGGUUUUUUGUUUUUCUAAUCUUAAUUUUUGAAAGGAUAUCGAGUCUCUUCCUAGGGAAGCCAAGGAAAGAUGGACUUGAAGGAGUCUCUGUGGGUUUUAGAGUUAGAUAAUUUGUUUUCUGAUGGUACUGACUGUAACUGACAAGGGUUCAUCUUAAAUGGCAAUGGAGUUUGAGGACUUCGAACCCAUAUUUUGCGAACCCCAAGUGGAGUUCUCAGCUCAAAGUUCCUUUCCUCUGCCUCAGUUUUUGCUCCACGCAUACGCACCUGUUUCUUCUCACCUAGUAAUUCAUGUCACUGAUUUCCAUUCCGAUACUUGGGAAGCGCCUCUUUCUGUUUCUCGACUUGAGGACAUCAGGGACAUCACUGGAAUAGGGGGCUCUUGGUCAGAGUUUCUUGACUAUUUCAUAACUUCCAUUAAAUCAGCAGAUUUGAAAUUAGUUCUAGAGCGGAGUUCAGAUUUUGACGGUGUUUCUCAUGGAAAAGCGAAAUUAGUUGCUCAGAAAUCAAAAGGAAUGCCUGUGAUUAGCAUUGCUCUUAAUAAACUGGCAGACUCGGCUGCUAAAGAAGCUAUGUCAAAUUUAUCCUUGAGGCUCUUUAAGGCAUUCAAAAGCAUCAACAACUCUCUCAAAGAAGAGAAAGAGCGCAAUGCGCAGUUGACGAAGGCAAUAGCAGCUGAAAAGGAAAGAAAUGAAAGCAUACAACAACUGGAACAGAGACAGAAGUUUCAGAAGAUUAGUGUCUCAGAGAAAGCAGAUGUCUCUACUAAUGGGUUGCAAAACUCUCCAGAAAAGCAAGCGACUCAAGAUACAGUUUCUACAAAAGUUAAGAAUCGGGUGGUGCCAGCUCAUCGCAGGACGAAAGUAAGGGGGGCCCAGUUGUGUGAUCAUGAUGACUCAUAACUCCGAACUCUUAUGUCUGACAAGUUGGUCAAUAUUCAAUAGGUGUUUGUUGCCUUGACUUUCAUCAACCUUGAAGAGCAACAUUAUAUUGCGAACGAGCUCAACAAAUUCAGUUUUUCAUGUAAUUGUUAAACCUAAAAUGAAAGUCGGUAAUUGUUUCAACAUGUUUAAUUUGUUUUCA
Messenger RNA from Prosopis cineraria, 1096 nucleotides. RefSeq lists its product as uncharacterized. The record is from RefSeq and is a predicted model, not a curated record. Lineage: Eukaryota; Viridiplantae; Streptophyta; Magnoliopsida; Fabales; Fabaceae. The transcript is spliced from 8 exons. Bases 172 to 915 code for a protein of 247 amino acids.